This is a messenger RNA of Corticium candelabrum, 600 nucleotides long. RefSeq lists its product as uncharacterized. The transcript has a single exon. Bases 1 to 600 code for a protein of 199 amino acids. The record is from RefSeq and is a predicted model, not a curated record. NCBI's taxonomy places the organism in Eukaryota, Metazoa, Porifera, Homoscleromorpha, Homosclerophorida, Plakinidae.
AUGGCUGCCUAUGGCGGUCACGACCACAUUGUACGAUUGUGUCACAACUAUGACAAGGUCAAUCUCAACAAAGUCAUGGAAUGGGCUGCAGAAGAUGGUCACAAGGAAGUCGUCCAUUUAUAUCAAGAAUUGGAAGCAACCAAUCUCGAAAGACUAUGUUAUGGGCCGCAAAGUAGCGGUCAAGAAAACGUCAUGUGCCUGUGUCGUGAUUGGGGUGUCACCAAUUUCGAUCUAAUCAAGGCCUGGGCAGCACACAGUGGUCAUGAAGAUAUAGUGCACCUAUGUCACAAAUGGGAAGCCACUGACGUCGACAAGGCUAUGGUGUGUGCUGCAAGCAACAGUUACGAAUCCAUAGCGCGCUUGUGUCACAAUCGGGGUUCCCACGAAGUCGACUGGGCUAUGGCGUUUGCUGCAAAAGAAGGCCAUGGAUCUAUCAUGCGACUAUGUCAUGAUUUGGGAGCUACCAACUUCAACCACACUAUGGUGUAUGCUGCAAGCAACGGUCACAAAUCUAUAGAGCGCUUGUGUCACGAAUGGGGUGCCACCAACGUCGACUCGGCUAUGGCAUACGCUGCCAAAAAUGGUCAUAAAAUAUUGUGA